Phlebotomus argentipes is the source of this 2133-nucleotide messenger RNA. Its product is annotated as scavenger receptor class B member 1. Lineage: Eukaryota; Metazoa; Arthropoda; Insecta; Diptera; Psychodidae. Gene Ontology annotation, molecular function: scavenger receptor activity. The transcript has 6 exons. The record is from RefSeq and is a predicted model, not a curated record. Bases 253 to 1899 code for a protein of 548 amino acids. Gene Ontology annotation, cellular component: cytoplasm; membrane.
UGGAACGCCCUGAGUGUCGCGCCGCGAUCAACCCUUGCGCCUCGUCCUGAUUCUCUGUGCCGUUUGUCAGUGAAACUGUGCGUUUUAGUAAAAUUGUGAGAAACAGCAAAAAUUCAUGAUCAACUUUUAGACAAAAAUUUGGCGAUCUUAAGUUCUUCAGGACUUGCGAUCUUUAAAAUAAAAAUUGAAGGAAGCAAGGAAGCAGAUUUAAAUAAUUAGUGACAACUUCCAGUGACCACAAACGGCCUCAAGAUGAUGGGCUUCUUCAGAUUCGACAUGAAAAACACAAAUUUUGCAAAAAACAUCAUUGUCGCAUUUAUUUGCAUAGCAUUAUCGUGCGCAAUCUUCGUCUUCGAUCCCCUGCAGAUGUUUAUAGACGUCCAACUCAAUCUCUCGCAGCACUCCUUUCUCUUCUGGCUCUUCAAGAACCCACCCAUUGGGGUGUACAUCAGCGUCUACCUGUUCAACGUCACCAACACCGAGGCCUUCAUCAGUGGCAAGGAUAAGAAGCUGAAGCUGGAACAAGUGGGUCCGUUUGUGAUCGAGGAGCGCCUGAUUCACGUGAAUUGCACCUUCAAUGCCAACAACACACUCACCUACACGCCACUGCGCACUGUCACCACGAGGGAGGAUCUGUCCGUGGGAAAUGCCUCGGAAAUCGUCCUGCAGAUGCCCAAUAUCGUCGCCCUGGGCAUCUCCGCAGCCGCCGCCGAGAUGUCCUUCUUCUCCAGCUUGGCCGUCAGUUCCGUCCUCAAGUCCUUCAAUGCUGAGCCUGUGAUCAAUGUCACUGCGCACGACUUCAUGUGGGGCUACGAGGAUCCUCUCGUCUCGAUAGCCUCGACAGUGGUUCCUAGCUUCAUACCCUUCAGCAAGAUCGGUCUGGUCGACCGGCUAACCUCCCAAGGCGUGGACGUGGUGACCAUGAACCUGCCGAGGAAAUCCUCCCAAAGAAACCCAGAAAAUACCACGGAAAGCAGCAAUUCUUCCACGUCCACAGCUCGGGAUUACUCCAUCGACAUGUGGAACGGGAGUCCAGGACUAGGACACUGGAGCUACAACAACGCGCCUGGAUAUGAGGAGGAGAAUACGCCGUGCAACACUCUCAGAGGGACAUACGACGGAGGGCUUUUCCCCAAGAAGUUCCGCAAGAAUGAGCAAUUCAGCGUGUACAGGAAGGCCUUCUGUCGGAAGAUGAGGAUCGAGUACACGAAGGAAGACAAGCUAGGCCUGCUGCCAGCCUCGUGGUUCCACUUUGCCAAAGACAUCUUCUACAACAGCCACGACGAUCCGGACUCGGAGUGCUACUGCAGAGACAAGAAGUGCCUGAAGCAGGGCCUAGGAGACAUCAGUCCGUGCUACUACAAUAUUCCUCUCGCCGUGUCACUACCGCACUUUUACAAUUCAGACCCGACUCUGCUGGACCGGAUCGAUGGUCUGUCACCGGACAAGGAGCAACACGAGUCCGUUCUUGCCAUCCAGCCGCAACUGGGCGUGGCAAUGAAGGCCACAAUGAGGGUUCAGCUCAACCUUAUGAUAGGGCAGACAAGGUUUCACUCCCGCGUGAGUCCCUUCAACGACAUGGCGGUACCCAUUCUCUGGGUCGAAGUGUCCAUGGACGACUAUCCCUUCUAUUUGACUGCAGUUCUCACAAUCUUCCUCGUCUUUAUGCCACCGCUUCAGGCCAUUCUUGCCUACAUUCUGAUCAUUGUGGGCUCGUCCAUCAUCAUCGCCAGCGUCUUCACGUUCAUCAUCAACACCAAGUCUUACUACGACGACAAGAACAAGAAGAUCCGCUACUCCUCAGCCAGCGUUGUGCCAUUCUUGCAGCCAAAGGGCCUCGACAGGGACAUCGACAACAAUCUGCUGGAGAAGCUCCACAGCAUAGAGACUCACGACUGAGUUGCCGAAAGCUCCAGCAGAGCUUUGCCGCUUUGAUAUCACCAUCGAUUUUUUUUUUACAAAUUCUAAGUGCUAUAAGACUGUGAUAAAGGUUGCGUCAGAGGGAAAAUAUUCUUCUAUAUUUAAUUACCUUUUUUUAUACAAUUAAAUGGAUGAUGGUUCGUUCCAUUGUGGGCCUCUUAUUGAUGGUUCUUCUAUUUAAGAUUACACUCACUUCUAUCCUUUUUUUUGUAA